Messenger RNA from Culicoides brevitarsis, 467 nucleotides. RefSeq lists its product as uncharacterized. The coding region runs from base 68 to 361 and encodes 97 amino acids. The transcript has a single exon. The record is from RefSeq and is a predicted model, not a curated record. Lineage: Eukaryota; Metazoa; Arthropoda; Insecta; Diptera; Ceratopogonidae.
CACUCAACCUGUCUGUGAUAUAAAGCAACACACGAGAACUCGCUACGGAUGAUUUUCACGCGAAAAAAUGUCUUCGUCGGAUAACAACACAAAGAAACGCGGUCGAGAGGAUGACAAUGACUUUGCUGCUCCGCUCUCGAAACGUAUCAAUAAUCUGCAUUUGACGCAAAAUCAUCAGCAGCAGCAACAAACAUCACAAAAUGGGCAUCAUUCGGCGCCAAAUGUCAUCGAAGACGAAGACCAACCCAUGGAUUACGAGCCAUACAACCCGGAAUUGACUGAGGAGGAGAAUCCGCUGUACUAUAGGAAGAACAAAUUGCUGUACGAGUUGCACAUGGAACGACGAGGCAGACAAUCGUGACCAACGUUGAAUUUUUCGCUAUUUCCCCAAAUUAUUUCUUAAGCACACUAGAUUAGUUGCGUCUUCUGUGAGAAAUUCGCCGCAAAAAUAUUAAAAAAUAUUUUUU